AUGGUUUUUCCUACUAGCCAAGAACCGCAUCCAAAGAAGAGUGCUAAAGAAAGGCUUUCAUGGUCUGGUAAGAAGAAACAGAGUCAUGAUACCUCCUCAAGCCAGGUCUGGAGACAAAAGAAGAGUACUGAGGAGAGUAAAACAGGUGGAUGUAGUUCGAAAAGCUCUGGAGACUCCAUUCUCUCACCAAAUAAAAGAAGAAGAUUGAGCCGCAGUGACGAAAGACUGAAGAAGAAAGUUCGGGUGGGAGAAGGAGCAGAGGUUCAAUCUCCACCUUCUGGUUCAGUGUUUGAGAGGUUGGGAACACCUUCAAUAGGUUCUGGACCAAGAAAAGGUAGUGUAAGCAAGUAG
Molecule: messenger RNA, 351 nt
Organism: Arabis nemorensis
Lineage: Eukaryota; Viridiplantae; Streptophyta; Magnoliopsida; Brassicales; Brassicaceae
Source: the annotation of a GenBank genome assembly